AGUGGUGGAGGAGUGAUCUGCAACAUCCUGUUGCCUCGAGGGUCUUUAAGUGGGUGAAAGGUGGAGAAGACGAUCGGCUGUCAUUCUUCUAACACUGACUCUGUCUGUUCCUUCACCUGUUUAACUUCACCUGAGACCAACGAUGCUGCAGAACACGGGGAAGUUGGCGGGCUGCACGCUCUUCAUCACCGGGGCGAGUCGGGGGAUUGGUAAAGCCAUUGCACUGAAAGCCGCCAAAGAUGGAGCCAACAUUGUCAUCGCUGCCAAGACCGCCGAGCCCCACCCCAAACUACCAGGAACCAUCUAUACUGCCGCGCAGGAGGUGGAGGCGGUGGGGGGGAAGGCGUUGGCCUGCGUGGUCGACAUCCGUGACGAGCGGCAGGUCGGAGAAGCUGUGCAGAAAGCCGUCGACAGGUUUGGAGGUAUCGACAUCCUGGUGAACAAUGCCAGCGCCAUCAGUCUGACAGGAACUCUGGAGACACCGAUGAAGAAGGUGGAUCUGAUGCUGGGAAUCAACCUGAGAGGAACAUACGUCACGUCGAAGCUGGUCAUCCCUCACCUGCUGAAGAGUCGCAGUCCUCACAUCCUGAACCUGUCGCCGCCGCUCAACCUCAACCCUGUCUGGUUCAAGAACCACACAGCGUACACCAUGGCGAAGUAUGGCAUGUCCAUGUGCGUCCUGGGGAUGGCCGAAGAGUUCAGAGGUCAAAUCGCCGUCAACGCUCUCUGGCCCCGAACUGCGAUCCAGACAGCAGCCAUGGACAUGUUGGGUGGUGACGGUGUAGGUAAACAGUGUCGUACAGCUGACAUCAUGGCAGACGCCGCCUAUGCCAUCCUGUCCCAACCAAAGGACUACACAGGUCACUUCCUGGUGGAUGAGGACAUCCUCAGAGAGAAGGGAGUCCAGGACUUUGAUCAGUAUGCCGUCCAACCAGGGCACCCCCUGCUGCCUGACUUCUUCCUGGAUGAAGCUCCAGAGACACUGGUCCAACAGAUGGAGCAACACGGGGCGACCCCAGCCUUCAAACCACCAUCAUCAUCAUCAUCAGCAGCGCCCCCCUCUGGUGGACCAAUAGAGAGCACAUUUGACGCCAUCAGAGGAGUCAUUAACGAGGACGUUGUCAAGUCCACGCAGGGCAUUUAUCAGUUCGACCUGUCAGGAGAACACGGGGGCAUUUGGUUCCUGGACUUGAAGAGCGGCUGUGGCAGUGCGGGGCAGGGCGAGCCGUCUGUGAAAGCGGAUGUUGUCAUGACGAUGGACUCCAGCGACUUCAGCAAAAUGUUCUCAGGUAAGCUGAAGCCUACGAUGGCCUUCAUGAUGGGGAAGCUGCGGAUCAAAGGCGACAUGACGCUCGCCAUCAAACUGGAGAAACUGAUGAGCCGCAUGAACAAGGCCAAACUGUGAGCCUGAAGCCCCGCCCACCUGUCAUAUCAGGCCCCGCCCCCUCAUUGUUUGUAGCUGUACAUGUUGCCUUAACAACAAUGAUAAUAAUAAUAAAUGUAAUGAUAAGACACUAAGAAAUGAAUAAAGUGUGUUGAUAAUAAACA
This is a messenger RNA of Seriola aureovittata, 1548 nucleotides long. It is a transcript of the gene hsdl2, whose product is annotated as hydroxysteroid dehydrogenase like 2. The coding region runs from base 143 to 1405 and encodes 420 amino acids. The record is from RefSeq and is a predicted model, not a curated record. The transcript has 11 exons. Lineage: Eukaryota; Metazoa; Chordata; Actinopteri; Carangiformes; Carangidae. Gene Ontology annotation, cellular component: mitochondrion.